Mangifera indica (mango) is the source of this 1903-nucleotide messenger RNA. RefSeq names its product shaggy-related protein kinase eta. Gene Ontology annotation, biological process: signal transduction; protein phosphorylation. Gene Ontology annotation, molecular function: ATP binding; protein serine/threonine kinase activity. The record is from RefSeq and is a predicted model, not a curated record. Lineage: Eukaryota; Viridiplantae; Streptophyta; Magnoliopsida; Sapindales; Anacardiaceae. Gene Ontology annotation, cellular component: cytoplasm. The transcript has 12 exons. Bases 239 to 1381 code for a protein of 380 amino acids.
AGAAAUAAAAGAGCUGGAAUCACAUGGUCUUGUGGUCUGUCCCUGGGUCCUCCAUCUCCAUCUCAAUCUCCAUCUCCAUCUUCAUCUUCUUCUUCCUCUCAGUCACUUCAACCUUUCUCUGUCCAUCGCCAUGAUCACCAGCCUCUUUUCCUCCUUCAUCGUCCUCCGUUGAAUUCAACCCUUCUCUCUCUGUCUCGCUACCUCUUUCUAUUUCUUAUCUUAAUCUCAUUUUCUUUCCAUGGCUGACGACAAGGAAAUGUCUGCUCCUGUUGUGGAUUCUAAUGAUCCAGUCACCGGUCAUAUCAUAUCUACCACCAUUGGAGGAAAAAAUGGAGAGCCUAAACAGACCAUCAGCUACAUGGCAGAACGUGUUGUGGGAACUGGGUCAUUCGGGAUUGUUUUCCAGGCAAAAUGCUUGGAAACUGGAGAGACUGUUGCGAUAAAGAAGGUUUUGCAGGACAGAAGAUACAAGAACCGUGAACUACAAUUAAUGCGAGUUAUGGAUCAUCCAAAUGUGAUUUCUUUGAAGCAUUGCUUCUUUUCAACUACCAGUAGAAACGAACUUUUCCUUAACCUGGUUAUGGAAUAUGUACCUGAGAGCAUGUAUAGGGUUUUAAAGCAUUACAGCAAUGCCAAUCAGAGAAUGCCUCUCAUCUAUGUUAAACUUUACAUGUACCAGAUUUUCAGAGGGCUGGCAUAUAUUCACACUGUUCCUGGAGUUUGCCACAGGGAUUUAAAGCCUCAAAACCUUUUGGUUGAUCCUCUUACACACCAGGUUAAGAUUUGCGAUUUUGGAAGUGCAAAACAACUGGUAAAUGGUGAAGCUAACAUUUCAUAUAUAUGUUCACGUUUCUAUCGAGCUCCAGAACUCAUAUUCGGUGCCACAGAAUAUACAACCUCAAUUGACAUCUGGUCAGCUGGUUGUGUCCUUGCAGAACUUCUUUUGGGGCAGCCACUGUUUCCUGGAGAAAAUGCUGUGGAUCAGCUUGUAGAGAUUAUCAAGGUUCUCGGUACACCCACUCGUGAAGAAAUUCGCUGUAUGAAUCCUAAUUAUACCGAUUUUAGGUUUCCACAGAUUAAAGCUCAUCCAUGGCACAAGGUUUUCCACAAAAGGAUGCCUCCAGAAGCCAUUGAUCUUGCAUCUCGGCUGUUGCAAUAUUCACCAAGUCUUAGAUGCACAGCGUUAGAAGCAUGUGUACAUCCUUUCUUUGAUGAACUGCGUGAACCCAAUGCACGUCUACCGAAUGGUCGCCCUUUACCUCCUCUAUUCAACUUUAAGCAAGAAUUAUCAGGGGCGUCACCAGAACUUGUUAAUAAGCUGAUACCAGAUCAUGUGAAACGGCAAUUAGGCCUAAAUUUCUUGCACCCAGCUGGGACAUAGAUUUUAGCAAUGUGGAAGCAAUGUCUACUUUUGUUGAUGUGUGACACUAAGGGAAUUCUAUCCAUGUGUUUAACUACCACCACGCAUUGAGGCUUGACCAGCAUCCUUUCUUGCUCUACGAGGCAGUCUAGGACAGCAGCUGGACGGCUCUGCUUUCUUUUUUACUUUCACCCCAAACACCCUUGCCUCUACCCCAUCCCUUCUUCCACCCCUUUUCUGCUGUCAAAGUGCCCAUUUGUUUAUGUACAUGUUUGAUAGUUAAAGAUAGGCUAAGGUGAUAAGGCGGACUGAUCAGAAAGCAGCUGCUAGCAGAGGAAAAACUGAAGAGAAUUGUACUUGUAGCUAGGAGAAAAAAGAGCCCCUAAUAUAUAUAAUGGCCUGAAGAAAUGGGGUUGGGCCAUGAUGUUUGUUGUCAAGUUUGUUCUUCUGGUUUCUGUUGUGGUUUGUGAUUACUGACUUCCCAAUUGCGGACAAUUGAUUUUAUGUCACCUGCUGUUUAUGCAAAGUCAUGUUAUUGCAAUA